CAAACAUAAUCGACCCGGAAGCUGCAGCUCUCACCGUGCUUCAUGAAAACAUCGCGUCAAAAUGAGAAUAGUUUUUGUGAUUUCAAUACGUGACAUUUAAAAAUGUUUUACUUUCCGUAAAUGUCUUGUUAUAAAGGAAAUGUACCCCCGUAGUUUCUAAACGCAAGAAUGUCAUGGAAUAAAAUCUACGGGAAUUGAAAAGUAACUGUUUUGUGUUAGUUAUUUUUUAAAAUGAUGAUGCUACUAUCGUCUGUCCAUCAUGGAGUAAGGGCAGCUUCAGUCCAUUUCAUGAAAAGCAGAUGGACUCCACUCUUCAGGCACCUGAGCUCCUUUGAUGGAGACCCUCCUGCACUAAUUGAUGCUGAAACUAUCUUUGCAUUAUCAUCAGGCCAUGGCAAGUGUGGGGUUGCCGUGGUACGGAUUAGUGGCCCCUCAUCCGCCACAGCCCUAAGGUGUAUGGCGGGCCUCACACGCAGCCUGCCUGUUCCUCGCAGCGCAUUGUUAAGGAGCAUCACACAUCCUCAGUCAAAAGAGGUGCUGGACCGUGGCCUUGUCCUCUGGUUCCCAGCUCCUCACAGUUUCACAGGAGAGGACAGUGUUGAGUUCCACAUCCACGGAGGUCCUGCUGUUACUGCCGCUGUCGUUCAGGCUCUAGGAAGUGUGCCUGGCAUCAGGCCUGCUGAAUCUGGGGAGUUCACACGAAGAGCUUUUCAGGCAGGGAAACUUGACCUGACAGAGGUGGAGGGGCUCGGGGAUCUGAUUCACGCCGAGACUGAGGCCCAGAGGAGACAGGCACUAAGGCAAAUGUCAGGAGAACUUGGCCAACUCUAUCAGGACUGGAGUCAAAGCCUGAAACGGUGUCUUGCCCAUGCGGAGGCCUUCAUAGACUUCAGUGAAGAUGAGCUUAUUGAGGACGGAGUCUUAACUCAAGUGGAUGCAAUCGUGCGUGAUCUGCAAGCCGAGAUUGUGCGACACCUAAGGGAUGAGAGGAGGGGUGAGCGGCUACGCAGUGGCGUGCAGGUGGUCAUCGCGGGAGCCACAAAUGCAGGGAAAAGCAGCCUCCUCAACACGCUCUGCCAGAGACCUGCAGCAAUUGUGUCCCCCAUUGCCGGAACCACCAGAGAUGUAGUGGAGACGGCUCUGGACAUUGGUGGCUUUCCUGUUGUCUUGAGUGACACGGCCGGCCUCAGAGACAGUAGGGACCUGGUGGAGAGAGAGGGGGUCCGUCGAGCUCGUGAAAGAGUUGAGCAAGCAGAUUUGACUCUGGUGGUCGUGGACUGUUCUCUUCUAUCCACGGAUAACAAGCAAGCUUCAGACUUUCUUCAAGACCAUCUCAAUAGUGUCCUGCAUAAUCAGGAGCAAAUACAUACAGAAUUACCAUCUGACAGGUUCCUUCUGGUCUUGAACAAGGUGGACUUGCUGCCUGAGGAGCAGCGACAAAUGCUGAAAUUGAUUUUGGGGUGCAUCUCUGGCCUUCCUCCUGUCUGUAUGAUGUCCUGUCACACGAGCGAGGGACUUCAAGACUUCCUCACAACACUGCAUAGCAGAGUCAAAACUUUGUGUGGCGACCCUCUGUCUGGUGCCCCGACCCUGACUCAAGCACGCCACAGGUCCCACCUGCAGCAUUGUGUCACAGCCCUGGAUCAGUACCAGCGAUACCGCGACCUCGACCUCGCUCUGGCAGCGGAGGGCAUUCGCUUGGCUCUCACCAGCCUGGGCCGGAUCACUGGAAAGGUCGGACCAGAGGAGAUCCUGGAUAUUAUUUUCAAAGACUUUUGCAUUGGCAAAUAGUUGGGCGGCCCAUGUCCAUGAUGAUACUGUCAUAAUAACAAGAAACCGCACCGAGAGCUCAGCUGCAUUCUUGCGUGGCCCCACAGUACUGGCAAAGGAAAGUAUCGUUGAGGAUAAAACCUUGGCACUGUGCCGCGCUUUGUGUCAUAAAAAGAACACAUCAGGUUCUUGGCUCCAAUUGGUUCCCAAGACACUCAAAUGUUGUUGUUGUUUUUGUUUUUUUUAAUCCAAGUGGAGUGGAAAUAUUUGACAUGAUGUCUCCCACACAUGUGCGGUACACUUUGUACAAGUGUUUGGCCUGCCUUUAGUUCAGUUUAAAAACACUGUGUUGGGUCUUUGAUAAAUGUAUAUUGGUCCCUGGGUCCGACCAAGCCACUUUUGGUGCAGCAUAAUAGUGGCAGCAUCUGACAAUUGCAAGGUCACAACUCCCAGCACGGAUGUUUGGAUGUACAGUCUGACCUGGAGUAACAGUUCAGGUUUCAGCUGCAUCCACAUAUUCUUUGUUUUUGUUUUGCAGUUAAGAUCUGGCAUUUGAUUCGACUAAAACUUUGCGGCUUACAAAAAAUAUACCAAAAAAAAACAACAAAGAAAACAAAAAAGAAAAAACAUUCUCAUUUCAGUUAUAAAUAACGGGCAUCAAUUCACAGAUUUUUGCUAUUCGGUAAGGCAGCCUGGUUCCUAUCCACUGGAUAUGCCUUUAAUUAUUUUAUUUAAUUUUGAUUCCGUCACGGGAUGAAAAUAUCAGAACAGUAAAAAAGACCAUUUAUUUCGAAAAUUAAAAUACUUGUGCAGCCAUGAA
This is a messenger RNA of Hippocampus zosterae (dwarf seahorse), 2590 nucleotides long. RefSeq names its product GTP binding protein 3, mitochondrial (gene gtpbp3). Gene Ontology annotation, biological process: tRNA methylation; tRNA wobble uridine modification. Bases 232 to 1791 code for a protein of 519 amino acids. The transcript is spliced from 11 exons. Gene Ontology annotation, cellular component: mitochondrion; cytoplasm. The record is from RefSeq and is a predicted model, not a curated record. Gene Ontology annotation, molecular function: GTPase activity; GTP binding; protein binding. NCBI's taxonomy places the organism in Eukaryota, Metazoa, Chordata, Actinopteri, Syngnathiformes, Syngnathidae.